GCACCCACGACCAACGACGACCGCGACAACUCACCGAAAAAUGCGGUUCUCGAUCCUCACCACCGCAAUUGCAGUCGGCGCUUCGGCUCUCUUCUCAAUUGCCUCGGCCUCCGACGCUCACAUCGCUAAAUUCGAUGCACUGGCCGCCAAGCACAAGGGGCUGAUCGAUCUGGAUGACCAAUUGUAUAACGAGAUCACGAGCGGGCCAAGAAGUUACAGUGUCGCUGUUCUUUUGACUGCUACCGCUCCGCAGUUCAGCUGUAACAUGUGUCGUGAGAUCGAUCCCGAAUACGCACUCGUCGCGUCUUCAUUGCAAAAGGCGAACAAGGGCAAGAAGUUUUUUGACCCAUCAGAAAAAGUCUACCUCACCCGUCUGGAUUUCUUAAACGGCAAGAGCAUCUUCCAGCGUCUGCAGCUCACCACCGCACCCAACAUCUACAUCUUCCACCCCACAACGGGAGACCUUGCCAAGACCAACCCAGAUGAGCCCACCGUUCACGACAUGCUCCAUGCUGGCCCAACCGCAGAUGCAAUCGUCCGCUUCCUCUCCUCCACUCUGAAGCGCUCCCCAAUUACCCUCGUCCGCCCCCUCAACUACGCAAAGAUCGUCACUACAGUCUUCGCCCUCCUCGCAACCCUCACCGCGCUCAAGCUCUCCUACCGCUACCUCAUCCCCAUCAUCCAAUCCAAGAGACUCUGGACCGGAAUCACGCUCUUCCUCGUCCUCCUCUUCGUCUCGGGGCACAUGUUUAACCAGAUCCGCAAGACGCCAUACGUGGUCCCUGACGGAAACGGCGGCGUCUCCUACAUCGCCGGUGGUUUCCAGAACCAGUUCGGGAUGGAGACCCAGAUUGUCAUGGUCGUCUACGGAGUUCUCGCAUUCUCGACUGUUGCGCUCGCGAUUCAAGCUCCGAGGAUGUUGGCGCCGCAGAGACAGAGCGUGGCUAUCUGGGUUUGGACCGGUGUUAUCCUUCUGAUGUUCAGUUUCUUGAUGCACGUGUUCAAGAUCAAGAACGGAGGAUAUCCCUUCAAGUUGUUGCUUUAGACAGAAGCUGAACAAGGAC
Messenger RNA from Saitoella complicata NRRL Y-17804, 1064 nucleotides. RefSeq lists its product as uncharacterized. The transcript is spliced from 3 exons. Gene Ontology annotation, cellular component: oligosaccharyltransferase complex. The coding region runs from base 41 to 1045 and encodes 334 amino acids. NCBI's taxonomy places the organism in Eukaryota, Fungi, Ascomycota, Saitoellomycetes, Saitoellales, Saitoellaceae. The record is from RefSeq and is a predicted model, not a curated record.